AUGGCGGGUCGCCUGACCGCCGAAAACCUAUGUCAAUACUCAAUGAGCAAACACGCGGCCAUCGCCUUCUCGGACGGUCUGCGCCGGGAGUGUCGUAAAUGGGGUGUAAAGGUGUCCACAAUUGAGCCGAUCAUCUAUCGGACACCGAUGGCCGGCGCGGACUAUAUCGGCCCAGAGAUUGAGCGCCAGUGGCGGGAAAGUCCCGACUCUGUCCGCGAACUAUACGGCCAACAAUACUACGACCACUUCAUGGCUCGUAAGGACCGGUUUGGCAGUCACUGGUCGAGCGGCACCGAUAUCAACGAAGUGUUGGACCCGAUGGUAGACGCCAUCCGGAGCUCUGAGCCCCGGAUCAGGUACGCGCCGGCCGGCAAGUGGUUCAUUCAAUUAGCCCUAUCUGUGGCCCAACACUUGCCACUCGAGCUGUACGACUACCUGUUCGCGCACCGGAGCCGCCGGGAGCCCAAACUGGCAGCUCUUCAAUAA
This is a messenger RNA of Medioppia subpectinata, 486 nucleotides long. NCBI's taxonomy places the organism in Eukaryota, Metazoa, Arthropoda, Arachnida, Sarcoptiformes, Oppiidae. The record is from the annotation of a GenBank genome assembly.